This is a messenger RNA of Westerdykella ornata, 1438 nucleotides long. RefSeq lists its product as uncharacterized. Bases 177 to 1337 code for a protein of 386 amino acids. The transcript has a single exon. The record is from RefSeq and is a predicted model, not a curated record. NCBI's taxonomy places the organism in Eukaryota, Fungi, Ascomycota, Dothideomycetes, Pleosporales, Sporormiaceae.
UCCGUGCGACCUGCUGCAGAAAUCCUUCUCCUCAACUUCAAAAAUAUAUAGAUACUUUGCAUCGCCAUGGCGAGCAUUCAAUUCGGCUCAACUCGCCUGAACUUCAACCCAUAUCGAGAGAGCACCGCCACCUCAAACCCAGCGUCCCUUCUCAAUUCCAUACAUAUCACUUCAUUAUGGAAGAGGAUCUUGUUCUCAUCGAAAAGCUUCCUGCAAUGUCACUCGUUCCUGGCCAGCCAUGGAGAGAGUCUCUGCUUGAACCUCCACCUCCUCCUCCUCCUCCGCCUCCGCCUUCAAGCGAGCCGAGUCUCGUUCCAAUAAAGUCAAGAAAACCCGCCCGUCAUGUGAAAUCCCUUCAUAAGCUCGCAGGCUUGGAUGACGACGCGGACGAUCCCGCUUGUCCAGAGAAUCUUUUCCAGACAACCCCCAAUGCGUUCGAUUGGCAUCAUACCACUGCAUCUCUGCUUGCUGGGGAUCCAGCCAAGUCUCGAGCAAGUCCUUCUGGUUUUACGACAGGCUCAGAUCCAUGUCCACCCCAACCGCCGCCCCCUCUCGGUGUGCUUCCACCGCCUCCUCUCCAGAUCCUCCCUCCGCCUCCACCGCCGCCGGUGACAUUUCUUGCGCCCCCACCACCACCACCCAUCUCCCCGAGACGUGUCUACAGCCCGGAUGUCUUUAUCCCUUCUACUAUUAGCUACUUUCCGAAUUCGACCAGCGACUUCCUUCACCUCGAGCCAUUCAAGCGCACUGUGCUUUCCCUUGUCCACGACGCGGCUCCUGCAGACCUGGACAACUACAGAUGGAUCCUGCAACACGGCUCGCCCGACGCAUGGUAUGCCCGGCCCUGCAAGGCUGCAGAAACCGCACUUCUCAGCGGCAGCAGCAUUAUGGAAUCGUGUGACAUCGGCUCCGCCCCCGUUCAAUGUUGCCAGAUUCCACGGGUAUGGGCCUCGGCGGCCCUUACUACGCCCGACCGCGACGAGGAAAGCUGCGACAGCUGCGACAGUUGCGGAUGCAGUAAUUCACUCCGCCGCCCCUGUCUGUCGCCGCUGGUAUACAACAUCGUCGUCUCCACAUUCGCGGUCCCGGCGGAGGGGUCUUCGUACAACAGCUAUGGGCGGCAAGUGUAUAGAUUGUUUAAGUGCGGGUCGCGGGAUGCCGCUGUGGCGGAGGUUUUCUACACGGCGGGUAUGCUUGGAUGGAAUGUCGUGUUCUCAUGUGUAAUGCGGAAGGGGGAAACGUUUGAUGAGCAGAGUGGACCGAUAGAUCGGGUGCACAAGUUGCGCAGUUUGAUUGAAGAGGGAAGGGACGGUGAAAAGGUGAGGGUUUUCUACUGAGAUAUGAUCGAGGGAGCCGCUCUAUCGAAUGAACCGAAAGAACUUCUUGUAAAGCCUUCUGGACGGUUGGACGAUGCUCUAGCGAUCGUCUUACAUUACCC